UCACAUUCCCGCCAUCAUCGGCUGCUCGUGGUACGCGAGCGCAGAUAACAUCAUAGCCGGCAAAACUCACACACUGGCAGUGCGUCAUCCUGAGCGGAUACUUUCAGCCUCCAGCGCUUUCUUCGAGGAAUUACCCUCCCGCAGAUUACUGGCCGCAUCUGUUCGCCUUCAGUUGUGCCCCGAGCCGGAGUUUUGAGCGCCUCUCGCACUCAUGGCCGUCGCAGUGACCAAGCUGACCAGCGGUGGUGCUGUCCGCAUCCGCAUCAGAUGUGGGGAGCUGGGGACCACCAAAUGGAAAGAGGGGGUCUUUGAAAUCCAUGAGAGAGACAACAAAAUAAACCUGCUAGUUAAGUUCAACAGUGGCGGAACUCCGAGAAUGUUUCAGUUUAGCCGGAUAACGUCCACACCUGGCCGCAAUGGGCUGUCUGAGAACAGGAGUGAGAAGAGGAAGAGGCUGAUGAACUCUGAUGGUGAUAUGACCGAGGACUACCCCAAAGAGAAUGACUCUUCUAGAUUGUCCAUUAGAUUCUCUAAUCUUGGGAACACCUGUUACAUGAACGCCAUACUCCAGUCACUUUUCAGCCUGCCCUCAUUUUCAAAUGACCUGUUAAAGCAGGGCAUACCAUGGAAGAGGGUCCCCGUCAAUGCCCUUCUGAGGCGUUUUGCUCAUCUGCUGGCUAAGAAAGACAUCUCCCCUCCAGAAAUGAAGAAAGAUCUUUUGCGGCGAGUAAAGAACGCUAUUUCCUCAACAGCUGAGCGUUUCUCUGGUUACAUGCAGAAUGAUGCCCAUGAGUUCCUGAGUCAGUGUCUAGACCAGCUGAAGGAGGAUGUGGAGAAGAUCAACAAAAGCUGGAAGAACGAGCCCUCGGCCUGGGAGGAGCCUCAGAGCGCACGGUUAACAGAGGAGGUGGACACCUCACGCAUUUACACCUGCCCGGUUACAGUCAACAUGGAGUUUGAAGUGCAGCACACCAUAACAUGUAAAAGCUGUGGAGAGGUGGUGACGAAGCGUGAGCAGUUCAAUGACCUGUCCAUCGACCUGCCGCGCAGGAAAAAAACUCUCCCUCUGAGAUCCAUACAGGAUUCUUUAGACCUCUUUUUCAGGAUGGAGGAGAUUGAGUAUUCCUGUGAAAAAUGCAGUGGAAAAGCAGCGACUGUCUCUCACAAAUUUAGCAGGCUUCCCAGGGUGCUGAUUCUUCACCUCAAACGCUACAGCUACAAUAGUCAGCUGUCUUUAAACAGCAAGCUGGGCCAACAAGUCCUGAUCCCCAAAUAUCUCACGCUGCUCUCACACUGCACUGACGCCACACGCCCCCCUCUCAGCCUCGGCUGGAACGCACAGACGGCCAUCUCCAGGACGCUGAAGAUGUCACAGUCAGUCAACUCUUCAACACUACGGAAAGGUUCUCAAAAGCCAGAGAGCUCAGGCAGUAUGCUGUGUGAUUCUGAUAGUGAGGAGGAGCUCGUCAGAAAAGUUGGUCGCAAACAUCAUUCAGAAGAUGACAGGACGGAAGAAGUGCAGCACAAUGCACAGGUCGAGCACUCCGAGUUUAACACCAUCAAUGAUGAUGAGAUGCUAGCAGCUGUGCUGGAGAUGAGUCGCCACGACACUAGCCCUGAUGACGAGCCAACCAGCAGCCCAGACACAGGGUUUGGAGAUGCUGACGGGCAGGACCUGACUCAUCAUUUGGACCUUCUGGAUGGAGAGAAACAGCCUGCAGAUGCUCUGGAGUCUCUAGAUCUGACCAUGGAUGAGAAUAAGGAGAACCAGACGCCUGAAGGUGUGCAGGGAGAGCUGGACUGGGUGCAGCAGUACAGUUUAGACCAGGAGCGAGAGGAACAGGAGCUGCAGCAGGCCCUCGCACAGAGCCUACAGGAACAUGAGGCGAGAGAGAUGAGGGAAGAUGAUGAUCUGAAGAGAGCCACUGAGCUCAGUCUGCAAGAGUUUAAUAACUCUUUGCCGGAGCUGCUGUGCUCUGAUGACGACUCUGGAAAUGAAGAUGGUCUGGAUAUGGAGUACAGUGAGGCUGAAGCUGAAGAGCUCAAGAAGAAUGCUGAGACUGGAGAGCUUCCGAACUCUUUCAGACUCAUCAGUGUGGUCAGUCACAUCGGCAGCAGCUCAUCAUCAGGGCAUUACAUUAGUGAUGUGUAUGACAUGAAGAAACAGUCCUGGCUCACAUACAAUGAUCUGGACGUCUCCCGCACACAGGAGUGCACUGUUCAGAGAGAUCGUGACAGGAGUGGAUACAUCUUUUUUUACAUGCACAAAGAUGUGUUUGAGGAGCUGUCUGAGCUGGAGAAGGCAGGAGGGAACAGUGAAGCCGGUCGCACAGUGCUGCAGCCGCUAUAAACACUCUGGCACGCUUCUAACAUCCCAUCCGGUGGAUCCUUCUGCUGACGAACAGCUGAACUGAGCCAGGGGUAAACGCGACUCCCUUCAUCAGUACUACUGAAGACCAAUCCACACACACAUGCACCUACUUUGGGCACUUUUCCUUUUCUAUUUCUCUUUCACGUUUCCCAUUGCUCCCUGUGAAAUACUGUUGCCAUAUUAAAUGCAGACUUGCAGUUCGAUGGGUAAAUGUUCUAGAAACUCAUAGAUACUAAAUGUUUAUGGGGAAAAGCAAAGAAAAUAAAUAAAUGUAUAAAUAUAGAAAGCAUUU
Molecule: messenger RNA, 2663 nt
Organism: Sinocyclocheilus anshuiensis
Lineage: Eukaryota; Metazoa; Chordata; Actinopteri; Cypriniformes; Cyprinidae
Product: ubiquitin carboxyl-terminal hydrolase 37
Exons: 19
Coding region: 212-2350 (712 amino acids)
Biological process (GO): protein deubiquitination; G1/S transition of mitotic cell cycle
Cellular component (GO): cytosol; nucleus
Molecular function (GO): cysteine-type deubiquitinase activity
Source: RefSeq, a predicted model, not a curated record